AUGCUCACGGUCGAGCUGAUCGAGGCACAGGCGAGAGCCCGCGAGGCGUCGCGACGCGCAGAGGACCGCGCCAAUGCCUACAACAACAACUUCGCAAGCAUCGUGUCGAGCACCACCAGCGUCGUUGCAGCGACCAUCACCAACGUCCCGUCGGAUAUGACGGCGGCCGACGUGGCCAAGUUUUGCCGACAGUGCACCAACUUCUACGGCGGCUUUCUCUCAGUCAGCAUGGCACCGUACACUGCCAGACGACGAGGCCGGUCCACAGUGUUUAUGGCGUCGCGCCUCUUCCAUGCGCUUGUCUUGGCCCUCGACGGCAUCUUCUGGCAGGGCGAGGCCAUCCGCGUGCGCGAGGCGGCCGCCGUCGGUCGGUCUGUGUGCACCGACGUCACAAGCAGCGUCUUUUACUGCAAGGCCCUGUGUGUGUUGCCCACUGCAGCGAGCGACCAGCCCUCUUUUGACACCGUCGACGUCGUCACGCUCACGUGCUCGAGCAUGGACGCGACGACCUUUGCGAUUGCGUUUGACGGCGAAAACGACUACCGCUACCGCGUCUGCUUACAGGUCACCAACGUCGUUCGCUGUCGCGUCGGAAGAGACGAUGACGAUCGCGUGGUUGCCCGGUUUACUUUGCGGACCCCGCCGUUCGUCUAUAUCGGUGACCGGCGAAAGACGGACGAAGACCGCGUCUGGCCGAUCGCGGAUGCUGCGUACAAGUGGGAACGGUCCGAUGAUCCGUCGCCCAACGGCGCCUUUGGCCACUGCCGAUGCUACCAUCUCGUGCUCGAAUCCGCAGCCUCGCCAGACACCGUCGUACCGUUGCUGCGGAGCUUUGGCCUUGCAGACGUGACGCGCCAAGACAGGCUCCCGGUAUUCACCAGCGUCGCGUCGUCGUCGCCGCCACCAACCGACUGGGUGUAUGCCCCUACGUCCGAGUUGCACGACGUCUCGUUUCCGCUGCGCUAUGCGCUGCAUGUUCUCAUGUCCCAAGAGGCGUUGGUCGUCACCACCACCGACGACGCCAGCAACAAGGCGAUUUUGAGCGUCGCUGACGAGACACUGCGCGACUUGGCGGCGCCGCUCAAGACUCACGCCAAAGCCAUCCAGUUUGUCAAGGCGUAUGCACCGAAAGCGACGAUUCUGAAGCUGCUCCAGGCCGGCGUCUCGGUGCAAGAUCCAUUUGUCGCCGACUGGCUGCACAUGCUGCGCCGCCACGUGUUCAACAACAUCAAGUUUCGGUCGCGCAUCCGCGUUCUUGACGGCGUCGUGCUCAUGGGCGUCAUUGACGAGACAAACACGCUGCCCGAAGGCUGCAUCUUCUUCCUUCCCAGCUUUCGGUCGCCACUGUACAAGGCCAUACCGGCAACAAUCGGCACGCGCUGCGUCGUGGGCCGCCACCCGAGUCUUCACCCGGGCGACCUCCGAGUGCUCACAUAUAUGAUGGUCCCGGCACUCUGCCAUCUCUUUGACGUGCUCGUCUUCUCGUCGCGCGGCCAGCGACCGGUGACCGACAUGAUGUCGGGCGGCGACAUGGACGGCGACCUCUACUUUUGUCUCUGGGAUCAACGUCUCGUGCCGGCGCAGGAUGUGCCACCGAUGCAGCCACCUGCCGCAUCAUUGGGCAUCCCACCGCCGUCGUCUGCCCCCGGCAUCCAGGGUAUCCAGGAUCACUUUAUCCGGUUCCUCGCGCAUGACAACUUGGGCAUGAUAUCCAAUAUGCAUCUCGCGAUUGCCGACAAUAGUGUUCACAAAGCGUACGACGUUCGGGCGCUCGAGCUUGCCGAAGCGCACGCCAUUGCAGUUGAUUUUGCAAAGUCCGGGAUUGAAGCGCCGACGCCGAUGUACAACAUACCAGCGUACCCUGAUUUUAUGGAGCGCGCGGGCCCCUCGUACAAGUCCAAGACGGCGAUUGGUAUUCUCUACCGCAAGUCGCGGUCGGUGCGCCGGCAACCCGUGUCCACCGAGGAUGUGGACUGGGCCGUGCUGACGCCGGGGUUUGACGUGUACCUUGCGGACGCGCGCCAUUGGUUUGUGCAGUACGCCCACGCGCUCUUCACGCUCUGUCAGCAGUUCGGGAUCCAGACCGAGGUCGAGCUCAUCUCAGGCUACAUCAAGAAACUCUCGCGCACGGUGGGCCGGGCCGAGCGACUCAAUGCUGUCGAGCGCAUCCGCGUCGCGCUGCGGUUGGUCCAAGAGCAUUUUGCUCGUGUAUUCUGGCGCGACCUCGGCUCCAAGACGCCGAGUAAUGUGGUCGUCUUGCAAAAGGCGUCGGCGUGGUACUACGUGGGCUACACGCACCACCACGAGGCGCCAGGACUGCUGCCGACCCGCAGCUUUGCGUGGCUCGCGCUCGAGCCGAUGCUUGUCCUCUUCCGCAAGAUUUAUGAGCCAUAGAAACAUGGACGAGAUUUGCGUG
This is a messenger RNA of Saprolegnia diclina VS20, 2416 nucleotides long. RefSeq lists its product as hypothetical. Gene Ontology annotation, biological process: siRNA processing. Lineage: Eukaryota; Oomycota; Saprolegniomycetes; Saprolegniales; Saprolegniaceae. The record is from RefSeq and is a predicted model, not a curated record. Gene Ontology annotation, molecular function: RNA-directed RNA polymerase activity. The coding region runs from base 1 to 2394 and encodes 797 amino acids. The transcript is spliced from 3 exons. Gene Ontology annotation, cellular component: nuclear RNA-directed RNA polymerase complex.